CCGAACGCCGUGUGGCCCAAAACACCCCCCCAACCACCUCGCCCGGAUCCUCGCUCCGGAUCUACCGGUUUGACACCGCUGCACCGAGUCGCGGCGGUGGACGAAGAGAGGCUCCAGGCUCCCGUUUCAGCGGGCGAAAGAAACAAGGGCUGACUUGGAGAGUUGUCUUCUUUUUGGGGAUGUCCUGGAUGUUCUUUGCUUUGUUUGAUGUGAAGUGGGUCCAUUGUUUUGGGGGGAGAGUUCAGGGAUCUCCCAAAGCUGAGAGUAAGAAAGGAACUUGGUACAUCUUUGUACGUCCUGAAGGAAUGACCAGGUUUUUUGCAAAGAAAAGGACAACAGCAACGCUGAUCUCACAUACAGAGUCCUUUCCAUGAUAUGGGGAUUGGAUGGGAUUGGUCAAGACCUGGAGCCCGAACACCGAAUCACAUCUUCGACGCCAUCUGUAUAGACCGUGCUUUUGCGCCGCUUGAAGCCGGUUCAGCUGGGGAAGCCACGGCGCUCACAUGUCGCGCAAAGCGAAAGUGGCGCCCAGCGAGAAAGAGAGCUGGGACCGACCACGCUAUUUUGUGUUUAGCAGGGGCUAUGGCCCACCGAAAGCCAACCUGAUUGGAGCGUCCCCGGAGAAAGGGGAGAUUCUUGUGCUGCUCCAUCUUCCCGAAAAGUCAGAGAUCACUGAAGACAAGCUCCAAGCAUGCAAAGAAGUGCUGGCGCAGAUGAAGCAACUCUUUGGAAGAAGCGGCACCUCCGUGCCACGUGCUGUCAUUUUGCUGGACUUGUAUCCCACCUGCGCUGGCAUGUCCGAAUCCAUUGCCAAAGUGCUGGACGAUGAAGGCGCAGCUGAGAAGCUCCAGAAAGGCAUCGCCACCAAAGCCGCGCGGGCCCUGGAGCGGCUUUGUUUACAUGGCGCCACCUUAGUCGCCCCAGAGGGAACCGCACAGCUGGCCUUGAAGUUACUGUGUAGUUCUCGUUUGCUCCCUGGUGCCGUGCAGCGCUUAGUCUUGAUUCAUCCACGCCUGCCCGCGUCCUGUGUGAACCACACGCUCACCGUGAAGUCGCAGCUCUCCGAAAGCCUCCAGGUGAUCUUCGACUCCGAACUCACACAGCAGAAGCGCCUCGUCGCCCUGCAGGGCGCCUUCCGCGCCGUGACGCACGCCGUCUGCGAGGACCUCACCACCGCCCUGGCGCGCGGCCUGGGCGGAGGCGAGGAGGUGAAGGAAGACGGCGCGGUGAACGAGGAGCUGGGAGAAGUGAUGUUUGUGAGUCAAUUGACCAUUGAGGUGGAUCCCCGAAGCAAACAGCUCAGGGCUGACUUGGAAGAUAUCACUUCAAUGGUGGAUUUGGAUGAGACGCCAGUGGAAAACGCUCCAGAGGAUGUAACUGCCCAAGCGAACGAAGUGGCGGCCUUCGUUGUUCGUGGCAAUCGCUGCAUUCUGAUCAGGAGCUUGGGCAGCCCACCACAAUGGCAGGGCACGCGCAUUCCCUCCAUCGAAGCUGGGGCAGAUGAGGAAGUGAUACGGACAGCCUUCCGCUCUGUGGAAGAGUUCUGUGAGGUAGAAGGCUCGGAGAUAGAUCAACUUCCAGUGCCUCCUAUAGCUCUUUACGGAAGCCAUGGCAACCGUAUAGACAUGAUUUGCUUCAGAGCUGUCCAUCCACCAGCAGGUCCUUUGGAGGAGUACGACGUUUCAGACCACGAGGAUCUCUAUGAUUGGUACACUUGGCCCAGAGCUCUGCAUGCUUUGAGCCAGCGACCUAAUGAGGUCCGCGCUCUGCACACUGCGGCGUUGGUCUUGGCCAAUGCAGCGGCGGCAGGUGUCCUUCCCAUCGAGCAUGGGGGCGUGUUUGGACAGGAGUGGACCGAGAGCAUCUUGAGCCUUCCGAGCAUGAAGCCGCCUGAGGCGGACUUCAAGAGCGCCAUCGAGCUGUCCACGCUGUCCACGCCUACUCGAAAGCUUCCGGUGACGGUGCUUUCAGGCUUCCUGGGCGCGGGCAAAUCCACCUUGCUGCACCAUUUGCUGGGAAACCGCGAGGGUUUAAAGAUCGCUGUCAUCGUAAAUGACAUGGCCUCGGUGAACGUGGACGCCAUACAGCUGGAUGGAGCCAAGUUGCUCCGUCAAGACGAGCAGAUGAUUGAACUCUCCAAUGGUUGCAUUUGCUGCACCCUCCGUGAGGAUCUACUGCUUGGAUUGAGAUCGUUGGCCAAAGAGGAGCAGUUCGACUAUGCCCUGGUGGAAUCCUCCGGCAUUUCCGAACCGCUGCCCGUGGCCGAGACCUUCACCUUCGAAGACAACGGGACCUCCCUGAGCCAGGUGGCGCAGCUGCAGAACCUCGUCACCGUGGUGGAUUGCUCUACCUUUUUGAAGGAGAUGUCUAGCCAAGAGGCCUUGAGCGACCGCCAGUGGCAGGCGGAUGAGGAGGAUCAGCGAGGGAUUGCUGGAUUGCUCUUCGACCAAGUGGAGUUUGCAGACAUGAUUUUGCUGAACAAAGUAGAUCUCGUGUCGCCGGCGGACCUGGCAAAGAUUCGGGCCUUGAUCGGCAAGAUCAACCAGGAGGCUGAGAUCAUGGAGACCAACUUCUGCAAGCUUGCUCCGCGCAGCAUCUUCGAGGUGGCCAGGUUCAACCUCCCCAGUGCCGAAGCCAAUCCGAAAUGGCUGGCGGAAGCGCGGCACGCCGAGCACGUGCCCGAGUCCGUGCAGUACGGCAUCAACUCCUUCAUCUUCCGCAGCCGGCGACCCUUCCAUCCCCAACGGCUCUAUGGGGCGAUGGAGAACAAGACACGAGGCGACGGAGAUGGAGCACUGGAGCAGGUGGUGCGGAUGAAGGGGAUUGUUUGGUUGGCUUGUCACAAUGAUACGCAGUUGACGGCCUCUUUCGCAGGUUGUAAGUUCAACGUCGCUUUGGGCCCUCUCUGGUGGGCUGUGGUGCCCCGUGAAGAAUGGCCAGAAGGGCUGGAGGGUGAAAUCAAGCCCUUGUGGGACGAGAAAGUGGGCGAUCGGCAGAAUGAGAUUGUUUGCAUUGGAAUUCACAUGGAUCAAACUGCUGUGAUGGCAGCACUGGAAGAGUGCCUCCUCACAGCAGAAGAGUUGGCACUGGGGCCCGACCAGUGGUCCCAGUGGGAGGAUCCGUGGAAUUGCGUCGAAGAUCUGGAUGAGAUGGAGAACACAGAGACACACCAUCAUGGGCACAGCCAUGGCGGUGGGUAAGUGUCUAACACAUCACAUGGAAACGGAACAUGGCCACUGGGAAGACCAG
Molecule: messenger RNA, 3249 nt
Organism: Durusdinium trenchii
Lineage: Eukaryota; Dinophyceae; Suessiales; Symbiodiniaceae
Source: the annotation of a GenBank genome assembly